AUGCUUUGGAUUCCAUUGAUGAUGCUUAGACGCCUUAAAAUGAUUUACAUUGAUGGUCUUGUGAAUGUGAUGGACAUUAGGAGUUUUACUGACAAUUUCAGCGCCCAGGCUAAAGCUCAAACUACCAUGGCAAGUGUCAUCAUGGCCGUCAAUGCCAGCAUCCUUGCUGUCCCAGGUGUAUUAUUUACAGGAGAAGAUGGCCAGUCUUGCUAUCAUCGCAAGUAUACCAAGUUUUUUGUACCUGACAAGUGCUUCUCCCGUGUGACAACGAGUCACGUUAUGUGUUCUAUGUGGGUUCCCUCACUCAAGAAGAGGUUAUCAAAGGUCGCUACCCACCCCCAUGGAUGCUGCAUUGACCACACUUUGGACCACCAGUGCAUCCAGCUUACCCUUAUGGCAACUAUGUUCAAGUGCCCUGUUGCUCAUCUGAUACAAGACACUGAUAGUUGGGGUUACCAGGUUGUUCAAUAUAUCUUGGAUCUCAACAAUCGUUUUAGUGAUGUUGUCAUUUGUCAGUUCACAGGCAAUGUUUAUGUGCCUUCUGUCCAGAAGUUUAACUCGAAUGUCAUUGAGAAAUUGCAGUGGGAGCAGGCCAACAUUGAGAACCUCAGCUUUCAUGCCCCUUAUGGCAUGAUGCUCAUGGGUAACUCUGGCCAUUGUGGUGGGAACCCCAGUUAUCAUGGUCACGGUCACCACAAUGCAGGGGCCUGGCACAUCCCCCAGGGAAUGCACCCUACCAGUGUUGCUGAUGUCUAUGCCCAGGGAGGCUUGUAUGGUAUCCAAGUACAAGGCUCCUACAGCCAUUCUCACCUUGGUCCCAAAAUGCACGGUCUUCAGGCGUGUUUGAUCAAUGGACAUUUCUUGCAAGGCACCUCUCCUCAUAGCAUUGCUGGAUAUGCUAAUGUGAAAAAUUCGCUUUUAUACUCCACAAUGGUGAGGGAUGACGAUAAUGCAUAA
Molecule: messenger RNA, 957 nt
Organism: Suillus subaureus
Lineage: Eukaryota; Fungi; Basidiomycota; Agaricomycetes; Boletales; Suillaceae
Exons: 11
Coding region: 1-957 (318 amino acids)
Biological process (GO): post-transcriptional regulation of gene expression
Cellular component (GO): cytoplasm
Molecular function (GO): mRNA binding
Source: RefSeq, a predicted model, not a curated record